Scomber japonicus (chub mackerel) is the source of this 3024-nucleotide messenger RNA. RefSeq names its product cnksr family member 3 (gene cnksr3). Gene Ontology annotation, biological process: regulation of signal transduction. Gene Ontology annotation, cellular component: cytoplasm; membrane. The record is from RefSeq and is a predicted model, not a curated record. NCBI's taxonomy places the organism in Eukaryota, Metazoa, Chordata, Actinopteri, Scombriformes, Scombridae. The transcript has 22 exons. Gene Ontology annotation, molecular function: protein binding. The coding region runs from base 122 to 2950 and encodes 942 amino acids.
UGGCCCGUCCGGUGUCGGUGUGUGUUACCGGAGCUGUUAGGAGUUAACAUGUCUGAAUAACUGGUGUGUUUUCAGUGGUUUUUUGGAUAAAAAGAGAGAAGCUACUUUAUUAAAAACCGCCAUGGAGGCUGUGACUAAGUGGAGACCGCAACAAGUGGUGGACUGGAUGCGGGGUCUGGACGACAGCGUCCAGCAGUACAUCCCGUCCUUCCAGCAGCAGCAGGUGGACGGAGAGAAGCUGCUCAGGAUUUCCCACCAGGAGCUGUUGUCUCUGGGCAUGUCGAGGGUCGGACACCAGGAGCUGGUCCUGGAGGCCGUGGAUCUGCUGUGCGCCCUGAACUCGGGCGUGGAGUCGGACAACCUGAAGACUCUGGUGGGGAAGAUGAGAACGGCGCACCACAACCUGAGCAGCGCCGUGUCGCAGCGCAGGAAGAACCCCGCCUACCACAACAAAAACUCCCAUCAGCCCUCCAACGAGUUCCUGACCGCCGUGGUCGAGCUGAUCGGAGCCGCCAAGAGUCUGCUGGCCUGGCUGGACAGGACUCCACUGACGAGCCCCAACGACUUCACCUCCACCAAGAGCCGAAUCAUCCAGCUGUGUCUGGAGCUCACCUCCACCGUCCAGAAGGACUUCACUGUUUACGAGAUGGAGGAGAAGAUUAUGGAAGUGUCUCGAGCUCUGAACGGUAUCUGUGAGAAGACGGCUCAGGCGACCUCCGACACCUCGAAGGGUGACAUGACCUGUCUGGAGGAAGUGCAAAUCACCAACAUCAAGCCUGGAGAGGGACUGGGGAUUUACAUCAAAUCCACGUACGACGGGCUUCACGUCAUCACGGGAACAACGGAGAACUCUCCUGCUGAUAAAACCCAGAGGAUUCACGCCGGAGACGAAGUCGUUCAGGUCAACAAACAGACGGUGGUGGGCUGGCAGCUGAAGCACCUGGUGGAGAAGCUGCGGACGGAGACAGGAAGCGUCACCCUGGUGGUGAAGAAGAGACCGGCUGGGAUCGCUGGCGGCUUCGCUCCCGCACCGCUGAAAAACCUGCGCUGGAGACCCGCCCUCGUUCAGACCUCUCAGGGAGCUCCGGCUCUCCACAGACUCCGACAUCCAGAAGCUUCAGACGCAGCAGGGAAGAGAGUGAAGUCAGCCGUGUUGGAUCUGUACAUCCCUCCUCCGCCUGCAGCGCCGUACGUACCGCUAGACGGGAACACGAACAUUCACCAGAGUGUGAAAAUGAGGCCGAAGUCUCCGAACUCGUGUCUGGAUGCGGACACUCGGAGACGCUACACCGUCGCCGCCGAUGACAAAAGGACGUUCGUCGGUUCUCCUGCUGAAGGGAACCAGCCGGUCCCCGUCCGCCUCCGACAGCGAGCCUCUGCACGCUGUAAACCUCGGCCCGUCUCCAUGCCGGUGGAGUCUCUGUCGGCUGUGUCCAACCCGUCCUGCAGGCGCGGGACUCAGGGGAAGAAAGGUCAGGACAUCCUUCACCGGUAUCUUAGUAACGAGGGGAUCAGCGUCAUCACCGAGGAGGAGCCGUGUUACCCGCUGCCGUACCGCGGCCACCCGUCUGUCCGCGGCGUCGACCACAUCCGAGGCAGCCAGUGCUUCAUCAACGCCGACCUGCACAGCACCGCCACCAUCCCCUACCAGGAGGCCACAUCCAAGAAACCCACCACCGCCGCCGCCGCCACUGCUUCCUCCUCCUCCACCACCACUUCCUCUUCCUCCGCUGCUGUUUCACCUCCUCCCAACGCGGCCAAACAGUCGACGUCGCUGCUCGGUGGCUGGCUGGCUCGUCUCCGGCUGCUCAGCCACUGGCGACGCUUUAAGAAACUAGUUCCUCCUCUGCUGUGCGUCAGUCUGCUGUCAACACAACAAGCUGCUGGACGUCCAGGCUGCAGGUCGGCUGCAGCCAUGAGUCGGCGGCGUAUUUCUAUCAAGGAUCUGGGCGUGGUGGACUGUCAGGGCUGGCUUCACCGCAGGAAGGAGAGCCGCAGGUUCCUGGGGAGCAAGUGGAAGAGAUACUGGUUCGUCCUGAAGAAGAGCUCCCUGUACUGGUACAACGACAAGAUGGAUGUGAAGGCUGAAGGAUUCAUCAACCUGUCCGGCUUCACCAUCGAGCAGGCGAAACAGUGCCGGAAGAAACACGCCAUCACAGCGAGCCACCCGCUGGUCGUCACCAUAUUCGUCGCUGCAGAAAGCUUCACGGAGAUGAACAAGUGGAUCAGUAAUCUGUCAGCGGCGGCCGAACCGUGUGGCCAGAUCAAUACUGAAGAGUGUUACAGCGAAGACAGCGAUCAGGACGACGAUGACGACAGCGUGACGACUUCCUGUCCUCCAGACUCCGAACUACAUCCAGCAGAGUCUGAAGAUGGAGAUGUUCUUCAGUCUCUGUCGCCCGUUGACUUGACGAGUGAGAACAGAGACCGAAGCCCCUCGGAGGGAACGAUAACCAGACGCAGAGGAAGAGCAAGAAAAAUAAGUGACUCGAGUGGAGGAGAGCGGCUGUCCUGGUUGGACCUGCCGGGGCCGAACGGUGGACCGACCGUCCCACAGCUCCACGUCAAAGAAGAAGAGCAGAAAGUCGUCGUCCACGACAAGCCGGCCGAUGAGAUGGAGAGUCUCUACAACCACCUGAAGGCAGCCAGCUUGUCUCCGACUGGUCAGUCCAGGAGGAAAGACUUCAGAGCGUCUUUCAUCCAACGAUGCUCCAACGACAAAGUCAACGAGAAGCUUCACCUGCUCAGGAUCCUCACCUCAACGCUAAAGGCUAAAGAACUGGAGCUGGUUGCAGUGGAGCAGAUCCUGACCGAUCCGGCUCUCACAGCGUCCGCAUACAGGAAGUGGAAACUCUCUAACUCCAUCCUGCUGGUGGAGAUCAACCACAGAAACCAGGCGGCAGCAGGUGGCGCUGCGGAGCUACAACUUCCUGAACAUCAGAGCAGCUGAUGUGAUGAGAGCUUCAGACUGAGGAGGAGAAACUCACGAAGCUGACAGGAGCUUUUAAAACCUGUCCGUCCAAA